AUGGCUUCCGAGGAUGAAGAUGAUUACAUGAAUAUGGUGAUUGAGGAGCCCACUCAAAAGGAGACCUUCGCACAAAAAAAGCGCCGCGAGCUACGAGAGGUACCCUGUCUUCCACAUUCUAACCCAACACCACAUCUGUCUUCGGCUAAAUUUCAACCCCAUUCUAACAUUUUAUUCCGUAUGCAGGCCGAAGCCCGGGGUCGAGUCCCGUCCAAAGCCGAACGCGCCGCUCGAGAAGCCGCCCGCCGAGAGGAAGCCUUGGCCACGAGCACCCUCAACCCCACCAACAAAGGAUUCCAAAUGAUGGCAAAACUUGGGUUCAAACCUGGUGGUGUACUUGGCAAACCUGUUGCAGCCAGCGACUCCGAUACUACCGACUCUUUCCCGAAGGCGUGCGUUGAACCGCUAAGCCUAACCCUGAAAGAAAACCGUGGCGGAAUUGGAUUGGACACCGAGAAAAAGCGCAAGCUCCGCGAGAAAGCAGAAGAAGCAGCAAAGAGACUUAAAAAUGAGGAGGGGAGUUACCGAGAUCGCGUUCGUGAAGAGCGCGAGUUGAGACGCAUCGAAGCGCAAGUGCGCGCUGCACAGAAAGUUGCAGAGAGGCUGGAUGCAGAAUCAGAGUGUGGGGCCACCACUGACAAAGACAAAGAACAAGGAACAGGGUCCUUGGUCAAGUGCAACAAAGAAGGUGAUGACUCCACAGAUCCUAGUCAACCACGCGACGGACCCGAUAUAGCCACAAAUAAGAAGCCAAUUAAGCUCACCUCCCACAUCAACGUCCUCUACCGCGGUCUCAUCCGUGAGCGCGAACGGAAUGACAGUGACCGCCAGACACGCCAUGCUUUCCAAUCAUCACUCCCUUCAUCUUUUUUCCCCAAAGCACGGCUACCAGAGUACGAUGACCCGACUAUGGACCGCGAGGAUAAAAAAGCCAUUGGCAGUGAAUUUGAUCAGAAUACCUCCACACUGGAGAUAGAGCUGGAAGAAGACGACGAGGAGCUCGAUGCCUUUAAUGCAUUAGAGCCAGCUGAGCGGUUACGCAAGCUGGUUCUAUUUUUGCGCGAGAAAUAUCGCUAUUGUUUCUGGUGUAAAUAUGCCUACGAAACGGAUCUUGAGCUGGGAGGGUGUCCUGGCCUGACCGAGGAGGAUCAUGAUUGA
This is a messenger RNA of Penicillium vulpinum, 1158 nucleotides long. Its product is annotated as putative G-patch domain protein. The record is from RefSeq and is a predicted model, not a curated record. Gene Ontology annotation, cellular component: kinetochore. NCBI's taxonomy places the organism in Eukaryota, Fungi, Ascomycota, Eurotiomycetes, Eurotiales, Aspergillaceae. Bases 1 to 1158 code for a protein of 385 amino acids. The transcript has a single exon. Gene Ontology annotation, molecular function: nucleic acid binding.